Pungitius pungitius (ninespine stickleback) is the source of this 3635-nucleotide messenger RNA. RefSeq lists its product as uncharacterized. Gene Ontology annotation, molecular function: aspartic-type endopeptidase activity. Lineage: Eukaryota; Metazoa; Chordata; Actinopteri; Perciformes; Gasterosteidae. Gene Ontology annotation, biological process: proteolysis. The record is from RefSeq and is a predicted model, not a curated record. Bases 1 to 2589 code for a protein of 862 amino acids. The transcript is spliced from 2 exons.
AUGAGUGGGCGGUAUGUAUAUUCUCAAGGGGCUUCAGGUUUGACUGUGACAGAAAAAUUUACUACACCUAUGACGAGUGUACACUCUGACGAGACUGACCUAAAACCUGACAUAAAAGUAAAACAUUCUUUUUUACUCUCUUCACUUUGUCCCGUAAAUCUGAUGGGCAGAGACUUGAUGUGUACCUAUGGUAUUUGUUUGACGUCAUCUCCAGACGGCCUUAAAGUGGUUAGGCGUAGAGCCGCACUCCAAAUGAUGCAAAAGGCUCCCUCUAAUCCUCUUUUUGUGUAUCAGUGGUGGAUCCCGAUCGAUGACGCUCGGAGGCUAAGCCAGGCUGGUGAAGCACGGGUUUCUCCUCAUGCAGACCGUAUGAACCCUGAACACCUGCAUUGCACGACAUAUGUGUCAGAGGGUCCAGACGACUCUUUUGAAGAGACAUAUUUUGAGACCCUCAAUGAUGCAAUUGCCUGUUCUACUUUGUACUGGUCAACUUGUAAAUCUGCUGUGUCUAUUUCUCUGUCUUCCACGCAGAAAGAGCUGUUUCAAGUUCCCGGCUCCUAUCCCCAUGUCUCACUGUCUAAAGGACGCCUUGACCAAUGGAGGGAUUUGGGACCAUUUGUGGCUCAGUGUGAAUCUCUCACUGACUGGGAGGAGACAAUCGAUCCGCUUGUUCUGCGCUCCGCAUCUACAGGGUUUCACAGAACUCACUGUGUACUUCUCACACCAGCUUGUCGAUCUGUCUAUGUGUUUUAUGAGCACAACGACAAAGUUGAAACAUUUUUAACAAAUCCCACAUCGAUUUCUCCCGCUCUUGCUUCUGUUCCACAGACACUCUGGGCGGCACACAAAUAUGACGUAGGCUUGAUCAACAACUGCCAACCGGUCGUCAUCACUCCACGUUCUGACUUCCGCCCCCACAAACACCAGUACCCCCUGCGACAAGAGGCCAUUGACGGUAUCACACCUGUAUUCAAUUCGCUCCUGGAGGCAGGAGUGAUAGUUCCAUGUCCAGACUCACCGGUCAGGACGCCAAUAUUUCCAGUAAAAAAAAUCAGAGAUGCUGGCAAGCCUACAGAAUGGCGUUUCGUGCAGGACCUAAAAGCAGUAAAUGCGGCUGUUCAUGCACGGGCACCAAAUGUUCCUAAUCCUUACACAAUCCUAGCUCAGAUUCCUCCUGAAGCUAAAUGGUUUUCUGUUGUUGACCUGUCAAAUGCCUUUUUCAGCGUGCCAGUCGACAAAGACAGUCAAUUUUGGUUUGCAUUCAACUUCAACGGUAAGCCAUACACCUUCACUCGUUUGUGUCAAGGCUAUACCGAAUCACCCACAAUCUACAAUGAUGCGCUCAGAGAAAGCUUGGAGAGCUUAACGCUCUCUCCCGGCUCUGCACUUCUGCAGUAUGUUGACGACUGUUUAAUUGCAGCUCCUACUCAGACGCAGUGUCAGACAGACACGCUUAAACUACUCAAACAUUUAGCAAAGGAAGGCCACAAGGCCAGCCUUUCUAAAUUACAAUUUGUGUCUCAAAAUGUGCAUUUCCUAGGUCAUGACAUAUCUGGAGAAGGAAAAACCCUCUCCCCAAAAAGAAUCGCCGCGAUCGCAUCAAUACCGAAACCCAACACCAAAAAACAAAUGAUGUCCUUUUUGGGCAUGUGCUCAUACUGUCGAUCAUUUAUUCCAAACUACUCACAAAUGGAACAACCGUUAUCAAACCUAAUCCAUGGAAAAAAUCUUACAGCACACGACAAAAUAAUCUGGACUGAAGAGGGUCAUGCGGCCUUCACACAAAUGAAAUAUGCUUUGCAAACUCCUCCGACUCUUGGACUGCCGAAUCCGAAUAAGCCAUUUACUCAGACAGUAGAUGAAAGACAGGGCUGCAUGACUUCUGUGCUGCUACAACCACAUGGUGAUAAACUCCGCCCGGUUGCGUAUUUCUCCGCAAAACUCGACCCUGUCGCUGCAGGACUGCCACAAUGUUUGCGCGCUGUGGCCGCGGCUGAAAGAGCGCUCACUGCCUCACGUGACAUAGUGGGUUACGCACCCCUCACUCUGCUCGUUCCGCACGCGGUUUCUUUGAUUCUCCUCGAACAGAAAUCCUCUCACCUUUCUGCGGCUCGCUAUUUACGGUACCACACAUGUCUCCUCGACAUGCCGAAUGUCACAAUAAAACGUUGUACUAACCUUAACCCUGCAUCCUUACUUCCUAUUCCUGGGGAUGGGGAGGACCACAACUGUUUGGCUGAGCUCCAAGCUCAGUGCACUCCUCGUCCUGACCUAGUGGACACUCCACUAACUAACAGCGACAUGGUUGCAGCCGCCCUCCCGAAACCAGCUGAAGGACCACUCCACAAACUGAAACCUGGUGACUUUGUGGUGGUGAAAGACUUCAGAAGAAAGAACUGGAAAGCACGACGCUGGCAGGGACCGUUCCAGAUUCUCCUUGUCACCCAAACAGCUGUCAAAGUAGCUGAAAGGGCAACUUGGAUCCACGCAUCCCAUUGCAAGAAGGUUCCAGAUCCAGUACCAGCAGUGGGCUCAAGCGACCCUACCCCCACAACAAGUGUCAAUCAACCGACACCACCGUUGCAGUGACCACGGACGGGUUCACAACGGGCAGUUGACCGACAGACACACAGUGCAUUGUGAUCUGUGUUGACUGUCUACAACGCGGAUGCCUCACAAGAAAGAAGGUUGGCAGACUCCACAUCCCAACGUGUACCUACGGACCAACACAAGAAGAAGAACACGACCAGGACCCCUCCACAUAGACACAGUAGUCGUUUGUGUCACUACGGUUUCAUUCGUAUUAUUGCUUGCUUCAGUCUCAUUGUAUCUUAGCAUCUUUUUGUGAUUUGUAAUCAGCUAUCUAAAGAGUGGUUCUCCUUAUCAUGGAACGGCAACGGCCAUGGAGCCCCCUUAGACGACUGGGGGGAACUCGUGUAACCAUGUGUUUAUUUGCAAGUGUCACUUUGUUUGUGUUAAUUCCAUAUUCUGGACAUGACUCUGACAAUGACCCCAACAGUGACUCUGACUCCCUGGUCGACCUCAACACUUACGACCUCGAUACAUACGCAUAGUGACAUUUUUAUAUUCUCAUGUUUCUGUGUUCAUUCCUUUUGUUUCAUAUUUGCUUGCUAAACGACCUGAGACUUGGUCUCACAAAAACAUAUUUUUGCAAUAUUAUGUGUGAUUAAAGAAUAAUCAAAAGAGUGGAAUGUAAUGGUAAAAUAUGUUAUAACAUAAUCUUAUGCCAAAAGAUUGAUUAUUGUCUGUAAUGAAGCAAUGUGAGAAGAAAAGGGAGACCCAAAAGUUGCCUUUUGCAGCUAUGUGAAGGAGGAUAGUCAAACUGGCCUUCACCCGAAUGCUCGAACAAAGGAACCCUGUUACUCCCAUCUUUGCCUUGAUUCUUUUCCUGCUUGAUUUGUAACUUUUCAUUUGUGUUAUCUCACAGGUGGUUUAGAGUUUCAGGCUUUAGUAGCUCUCGUGUCUGCAUACCACUAGAAAUGACCUUCAUGUGUGUGUAUAAGAACUCAGCAUUUUCACUGCUCGGAGACGCCAUCUCCACAGAGCACCGUGAUACGUGCCUGUGUAGUUGACCUCCUGCUUGCAAGCAAUAAAUGGACUUUCUGCAACUUUGA